UACAAAACUCAGUGGGAAAGUCAAAUGAGAAAGUAAAUUACGUAGAGACAAACCUAAAGUUUGCUUUCAAAAUAUUAUUAAAUGACAUCUGGUGUAUUUUUACUGGCAGCAAGUUUGCUUUGGUCCCAGUUUGUUUCUCCAAUUAUCAUCAUUUUUCAUGUGAAGGGCUUAAAUUAAGUGCUGCACUCAUAUCGCAGAGGCAAUGUGCUGUUUUAUCGAAGCUAAUCAGAAUAAAGGAAGGCAGCGCAUUUAUCGACAUACCAUGUCGCGUGGCGCCAUGCGACUAUAACCGCCCUCUAGCGGUCACAGCCGGUAAAAACCACACCAUCAACACCAAGCUAAACACCAUUAAGCGCCGUGAUAAAACCGCGGAUUUAACCAAGUGAAUACUUACGGCUGAAUCAAAGGAUCCGCAGACAGACGCAGCAGGGUCUGUAGUUAAUGUGCCUGGUUAGUGAGAUUUAACUUGAGAAUAUCUGAUCGUUUCGGUGCGUAUAGUGUUGUAUUUGUAUGCCGUGUUGGUGGCAUUAGAGUGGACUGAACAGGUCAGCUGCAGCACCAUGGUAAUAUGGAGCGAUUCAGUGAAACCUGGUCUGCUGACUCAAGAAUAAUUAGGCAAGGGGGGGGGGUAUCACAUUCAUGGGGAUCCCUGUACAUUCGGGUGUUCUGGGAAACGAGAGCGUAGACAAAAAGGCAUAGUAUGGAAAAAAGGGUAAAUCAACAGUGGCAACAGCACUGGGCUGGCGCCAUAUAAGGGACCCAUUUACACUCAACCCAGGACAGAGUGGGAAACAGGAAAGACAAGAAAUUAUGGAAAAUACGGCGGGUGGAGGACAACGUUGGUGCGGAGACAGUGUUCAAGGGAGGAAAUGGUUAUCUCGUGUUUUUUAGGGUGAGUGGAGUGGACAGGCGGCUUAAAAAAAAAAGAAAAGAAAAGAAUGGACACUGAGGGAGAAUAUAAACUGAAGGUGGCAGUAAUGCAACGACGCGGAUGCCAACUGCGGUAAAACUUCAAAGAAGAAGAGGAGGAGGAAGACGAGGAGGAAGAAGACGAAGGAGGCAGGGAUUCAUCUUGGCGUGACACUUCAGCUUUGAAAGGCUGUGUCUGCUUAACGUCUACAUCCACCCCGGGAGAGACCAGCGUAGAUGUGAAGAAUUGACGUGAAACAGCUUGACAGGACAGCUCUCAGGUCUAAUUUGAGUGCUACCGUCUAUAAUGGAAAACUCCACUGAAGACUACAGGAUCCAGUCUUUUGACCAGGACACACAGGUGUUGCUGAAAACAGCCUUGAAAGAUCCAGGUGCAGUGAACCUGGAGAAGGUCUCCAACAUCAUUGUGGAUCAGUCUUUGAAGGACCAGGUUUUCAGCAAAGAGGCCGGACGCAUCUGCUACACCAUUGUGCAGGCCGAGGCCAAGCAGAGCAAUGGAAACGUGUUCAGGAGAAACUUGUUGAACCGACUGCAGCAGGAGUUCAAGGGCCGCGAGGAGACCCGGGGCCGCUCGCUGCAGGAGUGGGUGUGCUACGUCACGUUCAUCUGUAACAUCUUUGACUACCUCAAAGUGAACGACAUGCCGAUGGUGGCCCUGGUCCAUCCUGUCUAUGACUGUCUGAUGAGGCUGGCCCAACCGGAUGCUCUAAUGAAUGAGGAAGAGGUGGACUGCCUGGUGCUGCAGCUUCAUCGCAUUGGCGAGCAGCUGGAGAAAGUGAACGGCCAGCGGAUGGACGAGCUGUUCUUCCUGCUGCGGGACGGCUUCCUGCUCCAGGAGGGCCUCACCUCAAUGGCCCGUCUGCUGCUGCUGGAGAUCCUGGAGUUCAGGGCUGGAGGUUGGAUGCUUAGCAGCACUGCCCACAAGUACUACUACAGUGAAAUUGCAGACUAGGGCGGUUGCAAGGACGAGGGUGCCGAGCAGCUUCUUUUUCUUUCUUUUUUUUAUUUUUUUUGCAGCUGCGUUAGGAAACCUUUUAAGCACCUUGGACCUUGGACACCUGUGCUCAGUCGCCACUGAGUGUGAAACCAGCAGUUUCAUGACGGAGUGUGACAUCUUCCAGGUAAAAACGUGGCGGACUUGUGAAGAUGGCGGCACAUAAAGUGUAAAAAGACUUUGAUUUUGUUGGAUUCUUCCCUAUGUUUGAUAAUAUUACUGACACAUGGUGCCGUGGAUGUGGAACGUGCAAUAGUUCACAAGGAGCUGAAGUUCAGUUAACGAGGUUUAGCCACAUUCAGGUACACUUUGUUUAAAAGGAAUUUGUUUUAAAGGUUGAUUACAGCUAGAGAAGCUGAAGUUUUCUUUUCUUUUUUUUUUUUUUUUUUUUUUUUUUUUUAAAUCUUUCUGGCAUUCCUGUUUUUGAAAAAACAUUUCAACUUAUUUUACCAAAUCUAAAGGAGUUGGAAAAGACAUUCCAGUCAGAUGCAAGCCGAUUUGCUCUUUGCUUUACCUUUUUUAAUGUUGUUAAAUAAAUAAAUAUUAAUAAUAUUUUAAUUAAAUAUUUUAGUGUAGAAUUUAAUUUAAUAAGGUUUGAAUUGCAGUUCAGAGGAAUUUUCUGCCUAAUUUACCCUGUAGGAUUCCUGUGUUACUGUUUCUUUGCAACUAGGUAUGUGACGCUCAGAUGAAACACUGUGUCUUAAUUCAGGGAUUUUCUUUUCUUUCUUUUUUUGUUACAGCUCAACUUCUAAAUAAAAGACCAAGAGAUGGGUUACAUUUCAUAUUUAAAUUGUUUCUACAGAUAAAUGGGUCAAAUAUUUAAUUGAUUUCUGGAUUCACAAGUUCCGUUUGUAAACAAGUCGUGCCAAUGUAAUAUGCACAGGAUCAUCCAAUACAGCUGACUUGACAGAGCUUAAACUCUUAAUUUUUAGCCGAGGUGCUAGAGGAGUAGCUGUUUUCCUCCCGUCACGUAUACGCAGGUCAUAUGAGUAUAAAACUGGCAGAAAAGUGUUUUGCAUUUGAAUUCAGGUUCCACCAGCACUGGCAACACUAUGUAGCUGAACUCAAGUUUUACGUUUGAGUCUGUUGUCACCUUUUGUUUAUUGUACUCAGUGAUGGCUCUAAAGUCUUCGACCAAACCUGUGCCUUGGAAUCGGACAGACACAAGCAUAGGACCAACGUCAUGUGGUUAACUAUUACACCUCUGUGAAAUGUCAUGAUUUUGAAAACCCUGUAUCUGUAAAAUGUAAAUAAGUAAAGCUUAAUAUAAAGUUAACGCUCACAGCAGUCAGACAAUGAAACCAAACAUGAUGAAUUCCCAGAAAAGAAUCCUCAGUGUUUUUAAAAAAAAAAAAA
Messenger RNA from Xiphias gladius (swordfish), 3280 nucleotides. It is a transcript of the gene mif4gdb, whose product is annotated as MIF4G domain containing b. The record is from RefSeq and is a predicted model, not a curated record. Gene Ontology annotation, molecular function: protein binding; translation activator activity; RNA binding. Lineage: Eukaryota; Metazoa; Chordata; Actinopteri; Istiophoriformes; Xiphiidae. Gene Ontology annotation, cellular component: cytosol. The coding region runs from base 1217 to 1882 and encodes 221 amino acids. The transcript is spliced from 7 exons. Gene Ontology annotation, biological process: regulation of translational initiation.